Messenger RNA from Scatophagus argus, 5058 nucleotides. RefSeq names its product NACHT, LRR and PYD domains-containing protein 12-like. Lineage: Eukaryota; Metazoa; Chordata; Actinopteri; Scatophagidae. The record is from RefSeq and is a predicted model, not a curated record. The transcript has 12 exons. The coding region runs from base 478 to 3816 and encodes 1112 amino acids. Gene Ontology annotation, molecular function: protein binding.
UACAUACAAAACAUGUGAUCAUCUUUCACAAAUAUUUGUUCUGAACCGUUAUUCCGUUUUCUGUGCUCCAUCAAAUUCUGUAAACUGAAAACUGAAAACUCAGAGACACAAUUAUUAAACCCACCGUAGCUUAUAACUGGCUGUGGUGCGUUUAAGUGACUGUGAGGGCUACUCGCCUACCGUAAAGAUCAGAAUAGAGGGGCAGUCACAGGGGCUGCCAGCAGGAAAUGCGAUGGUAGACUGCGUGGUUCCUUGAAUCCGUCAAACAAGAAGUCAGACAGCGUGACUGACCAGGGCUGUUACAAAAGUCGUAUUAAUUUAGGCUAUCUUAAACGACUGGCCUGUAGAGACUGUAAGGAAGUUCGAAAAAACGCUGUAAGUGAUUAAAGUUUUCUGCGUAUCCUGCGAAUGUGUAAAAAAUGGAUGGGUUUAUGAAAGAAUACGGAUGUCAAGCCCCUGGCAAAUGACAGACCAAAGAUGAGUGUGUGUGGGAAGGUUGAGGAAGCCAGAGCGACGUCUCCGGUACCCAGCUGUCUGUCCCUGAAGAGUGACCAGUCCAAGGACAUUCCUCUUGCCUUCAGAAAUAAACAGGGACUGUUCAACACAAAACCAGAGAUAAGAUGGAGGGAUGAGGAGGGCACAGAAGAGUCUGUAGCAUCCAGCUGUCUGUCUCUGAAGAGUGACCAGUCCAGAGAUAUUCCUCUCACCUUCAGCAAUGAACCUGGGCUGUCCUACAAAGACAGGAAAAGGACUAGUGGCGUUAUCGGGGACCAGCUGUCAUGCUGUGGUUUGUGCCAGGAGAGCCUGAGGGAUCCAGGGUCUGUCAUCUGUGGACGCUGCUUCUGCAGGCAAUGCAUUUCCUGGGAAGAAUGUAAAUCAACAGGAGAUUUCCCGUGUUGUCAGUAUGCAAAAAGAUCCAGAAAAAGUGCUGAGCUGCAGACACCCAGUCAGAACAGCACUGAAACAAUCGCUGGAAGUCUGCAGGAGGUUUUAGACAAUCAUAAGAUUAGUCUCAAAGCAAGAUGUGAAUUUGCAAAAGAGGGAAUUGCUGAAGCAGGAUCUCAGACCCUCCUGAACAGGAUCUACACUGAGCUUUACAUCACAGAAGGACAGUGUGAAGGAAUUAACAUCCAACAUGAAGUAUGGCAGCUUGAGACAAUAUCCAAAAUGGAGACCCUGCAUGGCACUCCAGUCAAAUGCAAGGACAUUUUUAAGGUCUUCCCUGGCCAAAAGAGAUUCAUCAGAGUAGUUCUGACAAAUGGCAUUGCAGGCAUCGGAAAAACCUUCUCAGUGCAAAAGUUUACACUUGACUGGGCAGAAGGCCUGGAAAAUCAAGAUAUCAGCCUUGUGAUUCUGCUUUCGUUCCGGGAGCUGAACCUGAUCAAGGAGGAGCAGUACAGCCUUCUGAGGCUGCUUCACGAUUUUCACCCGACACUACACACACUCACAGCAGACAGGCUUGUUCUAUGUAAAGUUUUAUUAAUCUUUGAUGGCCUGGAUGAAAGCAGGCUUUUGUUGGAUUUCCAGAGCAAUGAGGUGGUGUCUGAUGUCACCCAGACAUCAUCAGUCAAUGUGCUGUUGACAAACCUCAUCAAGGGGAACCUGCUUCCUUCAGCUCUGCUUUGGAUAACUUCCAGACCCGCCGCAGCCAAUCAGAUCCCUCCUUCAUAUGUUGAUAGGGUAACAGAAGUAAGAGGAUUCACUGACACUCAGAAGGAGGAAUACUUCAGGAGGAGGUUCAGUGAUGAGUCAAAGUCCAGCAGAAUCAUCUCACAUGUGAAGGCAUCCAGGAGCCUCUACAUUAUGUGUCACAUACCAGUUUUCUGUUGGAUCACCGCUACAGUUCUGGAGCACAUGUUGGUUACAUACAUACAAGAGCUGCCCAAGACUCUGACUGAGAUGUACACACACUUUCUGCUGGUUCAGUCCAAGAGGAAAACACACAAGUAUAAUGGACAUGAAAUGACUCUAAAGGAAUUGAUGCAGCUUGAUUUGGAAGUCCUUUUGAAAUUGGGGAGACUUGCAUUUGAACAUCUUGAAAAAGGGAACAUCAUGUUCUACCAAGAGGACUUGGAGCGAUGUGGUCUUGAUGUCACACAAGCCUUAGUUUUCUCCGGACUGUGCACAGAGAUCUUCAAACAGGAGUGUGUACUCUUUCAAAAAACAAUUUACUGCUUUGUGCAUUUAAGUAUUCAGGAGUUUCUUGCUGCUGUCUACAUGGUCCACUGUUACCAGAACAAGAACAUGGAAGUUCUGGUGACAUUCUUGAAAGAGGACUGGAAUGGAAACAGCAGUGACCCAGUUCUGGAUAACUUCCUCAGUAAAGUUGUGGCUAAAUCUCUGAACAGUGGAAAUGGCCACCUGGACCUGUUUGUUCGCUUCCUUCAUGGCCUGUUAUCGGAGUCCAACCAUCGUCUCUUAGGAGAUCUGUUGGGUUGGCCCGCAAGCAGUCCGGAAAGCAUCCAGAGAGCAAUAAACAACCUGAAGAAGAUGAAUGCUUACGAUAUCUCUCCAGACAGAAGCAUCAACAUCUUCCACUGUUUGAUGGAGAUGAGUGACCACUCAGUGCAUCGGGAGAUCCAAGAGUACCUGCAGUCCGAUAACAGAUCAGAGAGGAAACUCACAAAGACCCAUUGCUCUGCUCUGGCCUACAUGCUACAGAUGUCAGAGGAGGUUCUAGAUGUGUUGGACCUGAAGAAGUACAACUCAUCAGGUGAUGGAAGACGGAGAUUACUCCCAGCUGUGAGAAACUGCAGAGAAGCUCGACUCUCUGCCUGUGGACUCUCUGAGUGGCAUUGUGAAAUUCUGUCCUCCGCUCUGAUGUCCAACCCCUCUCAUUUACGAGAACUGGACCUCAGUGAAAAUGACUAUCUGCUGGAUUCAGGAGUGAAGCUGCUGUCUGUUGGGCUGGAGAGUCCAAACUGUAGGCUGCAGGUUCUAAGAUUGAAGAACUGCAGUUUGUCAGAAGAUUGUUGUGAGCCUCUGGCAUCAGCGCUGAAAUCCUCCGCUUCCUCUCUGAGAGUGCUGGACCUAAGUAACAACAACUAUCUUAAGGAUUCAGGGGUGAAGCUUCUGUGUGCUGGACUGGAGAGUCCAAACUGCAGACUGGAGACUCUGAGAUUAAGUUGCUGCAGGCUGUCAGAAAUCGGCUGUGCACAUCUGGCCUCUGCUAUGAAGUUGAACCCCUUCCAUUUGACAGAGCUCGACCUUAGUAGAAACAAACUGAAGGAUUUGGGAGUAAAUCUGCUGUCUGAUGCACUGGGGAGUCCACAAAGCAAAAUGAAGUUUCUGAGGAUUGAUAGCUGUGGGCUCACAGAGAACUGCUGUACUGCUCUGGCCUCAGCUCUCAGGUCCAACCCCUCCAGCCUGAGACAGUUGGAACUGAGUAAUAACGAUCUGCAGGAUUUGGGAGUGAAGCUGCUGUGUGCAGGGCUGGAGAGUCCACACUGUAGACUUGAAGCCUUGAGAGUGAGGGGAUGCUGGUUGUCAGAGAGCUGCUGUGCUUCUCUGGCUUCAGCUGUAAUGUCAAACCCCUCCAGCUUGAGAGAGCUGGACCUGAGUGACAAUGACCUCCAAGACUCAGGAGUGAAGCUGCUAGCUGCUGAAUUGGAGAGUCCACAUUGUAGACUAGAGAUUCUGAGGUUGAGACACUGUCGGGUCACAGAUGAAGGCUGUGUCUUUCUGGCAUCAGCUCUGAAGUCCAACCCAUCCUAUCUGCAAGAGCUGGACCUGAGCAAAAACAACCUGCAGCUAUCAGGGGUGAAGCUGCUGUCUGACGCCCUGAAGAAUCCACAGUUUAGACUGGAAACUCUUUGAAUUGAAGAAACGGACCCCCGACUGACUAAAAUGCAUCUCAUCACUGGAUGUGAUGUGUUGCUGACUCUGGGGCUGCCAUGAUCACCAAAUCACUGGAAAAACCAGACUUGUGUCUUCGUAUAAUCAGAAAUAGGACAGAACACUUACCUCGCAGUAUAAAAUUCUUUUUUCUUGCUUCAAGAAGCCAUGGUCAUCUCAGAUUCCUUGAAGUGCAAUGCCACAGGCCUUGAAUAUGACUUCACAAGGCAUUUUUGUGGUUAUAAGAUGGUGAUAAAACAUCUUUGCGCGUCAUGGGUGCUCUGCUCAUAGUUGUUACAUGCUUGCUCACUUUCUGGUGGAGAAUGAGCUAAUGAAAAGACUGAGUGUCCUGAUCUGAUUUAAUUCUUUCCAAUCAGAUAAGUAAAUGUGAAGUCUUCUUAACAUUCUGACACCAAAAUUGCUCUGCUUUAGCAACACUCAUGAGAUCUGUAGUGAACAGAUAGGGGAUAAAAAAUGAGCUUCAAAAAUGUUGUGUUGUUUAGACAUGGGCAAGCAGUAGUCCUCAUUGUGUUAAAAUGUUAUUGUGAAGAAAAUACUCAGGGGGUAUGAAGGCAGAGGCCACCAUGCCCGCUGAGGAUACAGGAAGUGUUCACCAUUUCAUACCACUGGACAGCUUAUAAUGGGCUACCUUUGUUGUGCUGGGAAAUCUUUGUUAAAAUCUCUUAGGUGUGAUAACAAAUGUCUGACUGGAACAUGUUUCUGCUUACUGAAAAUAUUUCUCCUGUUCAAACUGGCCAUGAAAAUAUCCCCUUCUAUUGCACCUUUAAUGUAAGAAAGAGAAUCCACAGUCCUUGUUUUGUUCAAAGUUUUAUUUAAAGCUUAUCUGAGGAGACCUCUUUUACUUAGUGUUUUAGCACAAAAUUCCCUUUUUGUUACCACACCCCCCCUGCAGCUCAACAUUAAGACACUCUCAAGGUAAGACAAAGAGACAUUUUUAUAUUAAAGACAGAUAUAUUAUUCUUAAUAAUUAUACUCGUUUUAAAAGAUUUUGAUUCAUUUUAGUGCACUACAAUAUCUUUUAUAGAAGUAUUGCAUUACUACUGCCUGUUUCCUUAUGAUCUGCCAUGCAUAUACAGACUUGGGAAGUUGUUCUCAUGUAUUCAUAGUUUUUAUACUGCAAUAACACACACACACUGAAUGCCUCUGUGGCCUUGUUGUAUGUGGAAAAACAACUGUAAAUUAAAGUUUAAAUGGUUUGCAUGA